Molecule: messenger RNA, 970 nt
Organism: Prosopis cineraria
Lineage: Eukaryota; Viridiplantae; Streptophyta; Magnoliopsida; Fabales; Fabaceae
Product: LOB domain-containing protein 12-like
Exons: 2
Coding region: 55-561 (168 amino acids)
Source: RefSeq, a predicted model, not a curated record
GCCCUUUUCUGAGGUUCCUUGCUCUGUUUGCGAAACCAAACAAACCAGUUCCUAAUGGGAGGCAAUUCACCUUGUGCUUCAUGCAAGUUGCUACGGCGUCGUUGCGCCAAAGAUUGCAUCUUCGCUCCCUAUUUCCCUUCCGAUGACCCUCACAAGUUCGCCAUCGUUCACAAGGUCUUCGGCGCCAGCAACGUCGGCAAAAUGUUGCAGGAGCUUCCAGUUCAUCAGAGAGCCGAUGCAGUGAGCAGUUUAGUGUAUGAAGCGAAUGCAAGAGUUCGAGACCCAGUGUAUGGGUGUGUCGGAGCUAUAUCGUAUCUGCAGAAUCAAGUUUCAGAGCUUCAAAUGCAGCUCGCAGUGGCUCAGGCAGAGAUCCUGUGCAUCCAGAUGCAGCAGGAUCCGGAGCCAGCAGUGAUGCAAAACGCAGAAGUUGACCCAAAUCAGAGACCUUAUUUUCUGCAAAACGACCUGCCUCAUCAGUACCUUAACUUUGCGUCUUCCAGCAAUGUAAUUCAGGACUCUCUCCAGAGGGAGAGUAUCUUCGGACACGACAUGGUUUCUUAACUUGAAUUCCUUAUACUUUUGUUUUUGUUCCAUGUCAUGUUUCUUUUCCUGAGAUCUUAUAUGUGAAUGGCUUCUCUGUGCAAUUCUUUAUCCUCGAUUAGGGAUAGACGAGGACAAGGGGGAUUCAUGGGUCAACUCUAGCCUGUGAGAUAAGUAAAAGUGAACUAAAAUAGCGAUGGCGUCUGAAUCAGUAAACUAAUUAAUAAAUAAAGCAAGCGCUUGUAUUACAAUGGGUUAUAUUAUAUAUUAAGCCAAAGGGAAGGGACAGUGUUCGUUUUACAGACAUUCUGAUGAUCAUAAAAUGACCUCCAUUGUCUAGAAAAGAAGACAGAAAAUGGGAGAUCAUGAGUCCAUGGGACUACUUUGCUUUUCAAAUGAAACAAAUAAAGGUGAGAAACAGUACACAUAA